ACGUUCUGAGAAAAACGAAAAAUGAUUUUCGGUUUUUUUGUAAAAACGGCUUGUUUUUCGAAUAGGAGGUGACGAAUAAAAAUUUUUGUCGCGCAUGAAAGAGCAGAUGACGGGUUAUUUCUUCAUGAAUUUAUCUCAAUUUCGAUGAUUCUGACGAAAAGCGACUUUUUUGUGGAGGCUCUAAAAUCUAUCAUCUUCGCAUUCUCACAUCUUACUAUUAAAUAAACAAAAGGGUGGCUGUAUCUUAUAUAGUAUCAGACAAAAAAAAAAGAAAAACGUCACGUGUUCUAUUCUUUCGAUUGCCAAAAAAAGACAAAUCAUUAACUGUUGUCGUUUUCAAGUUAAUCAGUUUACACCCAUUCUUCUUUACUUCUGACGAAGAUAUUUAGACAAUUUUUAUUCUUUCUAUUUCAUAUAGGAAAACUUACUAUAACUAAUAUUCGUCUUAUUUGGCAUAGUCAUUCAUCACCACGUGUUAAUCUUUCUAUUGGUCUUUAUUCAAUUGUGACAAUUACUGUUCGAAAUGCGAAAUCAAAACUUCGUGGUAGUACAGAAUCUUUAUAUCUUCUAACAAAAUCUGGUUCAUCUCGUUAUGAAUUUAUAUUUACUAAUCUUAUAGCGGGCUCAAGUGCAAUGCUUAAUUCAGUUGUUGCUGUUCAUAAAGCAUAUGAUUCAUCACGUCUUUAUCGUGAAAUUCGUCUUCGUUCAUCAUUACUUAAUAAAGGUCAAUUACGUAUUUUACCUAAAGAACGUUUACAUAAUCGAUAUAAUGGUGUUUGGAACCUUUCAUCUGAUCAAGGUAAUCUUGGUAUUUUUCAUAUAACAGAUAUUCGUGUUAUAUGGCAUGCAGAAUUAAAUGAAAAUUUUAAUGUUAGUGUACCAUAUUAUCAAACAAAAAGUAUUAAAGUUCGAGAUUCAAAAUUUGGUUUAGCACUUGUUAUUGAAACAACACCAUAUAGUGGAAAUUAUUUACUUGGAUUUCAAUUAGCACCCGAAGAAAAACUUCGAGAAGUUCAUAAAGAACUUAUUACACUUCAUAAAACUUAUUUUGCAAAUCCAGAAUUCGGUGUACAAUUUUCAAUAGAAGAACAACAAUCUGAUCAACCAACAACACGUUUGGAAAGUAAAGUUGAUGAUAUUGAAAUAUUACAAAGUCGAGAACAUACAGAUUCAUAUGCAACUUAUUUAACUGAUACUGGUAAACACGAUCAUGAACCUGUUUAUUCUGAAGAACUUGGUUUAGCUAUUGAAAAAUUACCACAAGGUUAUACAUUGGCUAGCCUUUGGGAUAUUCUUAGUUGA
Rotaria sordida is the source of this 1302-nucleotide messenger RNA. NCBI's taxonomy places the organism in Eukaryota, Metazoa, Rotifera, Eurotatoria, Philodinida, Philodinidae. The record is from the annotation of a GenBank genome assembly.